Molecule: messenger RNA, 2469 nt
Organism: Phragmites australis (common reed)
Lineage: Eukaryota; Viridiplantae; Streptophyta; Magnoliopsida; Poales; Poaceae
Product: probable indole-3-acetic acid-amido synthetase GH3.13
Exons: 4
Coding region: 90-2054 (654 amino acids)
Cellular component (GO): cytoplasm
Molecular function (GO): acid-amino acid ligase activity
Source: RefSeq, a predicted model, not a curated record
CAGCUGACGUCUGCCACAACAGUAGCUGCACAAGAACACGGCGCAAGUGCAAGCCGCUCCAUGUCCUGGAACAGCGAGUGCAUGCAUGCAUGGAUCUAACAAUGUCGACUACAACGACGAUUUCCACGUCCCCUGUGCCCGACCAUGAUGACCAUGGUCACCACCUCUCUUCCUCCUCCUUGCCACCAGCAACGCCACAGCCAUCGGUGCCGCCGAUUAUCCCGGCCUGCGACCCGCACGACGGCCCGGCGUGCCUGCAGCUCAUCGAGGACCUGACCACCCACGCCGGCGCCAUGCAGCGGCGCAUCCUCGGCAAGAUCCUCGCCAUGAACACCGGCACGGACUAUCUCCGGGGAUUCCUCGGCGCCGAUGCCGAGGGCUACAACACCAGCGAGCUCGCCGUCGCGUUCAAGGAGCGCGUGCCGGUCGUGGAGUACGAGGACGUCAAGCCGUACAUCGAGCGCAUCGCCAACGGCGCUCCCUCGUCGCUCAUCUCCUCCAAGCCCAUUACCGAGCUCCUCACGAGCUCCGGCACGUCGGGCGGGCAGCCGAAGCUGAUGCCGUCGACGGAGGACGAGCUAGACCGCAAGACCUUCCUCUACAACCUCCUCGUCCCUGUCAUGAACAAGUACAUUGAAGGGCUGGACGAGGGGAGGGGGAUGUACCUGCUGUUCGUGAAGCCGGAGAUCGCGACGCCGUCGGGGCUGGUGGCGCGGCCGGUGCUGACGAGCUACUACAAGAGCCGCCACUUCCGGCAGCGGCCGGACAGCCCGUACACGCGGUACACCAGCCCGAACGAGGCGAUCCUGUGUCCGGACAGUGCGCAGAGCAUGUACGCCCAACUGCUCUGCGGUCUCGCCCGCCGCGGCGAGGUGCUCCGCGUCGGCGCCGUUUUCGCCUCCGCCUUCCUCCGCGCCGUCAAGUUCCUCGAGGGCCACUGGCGCGCGAUCUGCGACGACAUCCGCGCCGGCCGCGUCGACGGCGCACGCGUCACUGACCUGGCCUGCAAGGAGGCCGUCGGCAGGGUCGUGUCCCAGCCGGAGCCGGCGCUCGCCGACGCAAUCGCUGCCGAGUGCGCGGCCGGGUCGUGGCAGGGAAUCGUUCGGCGGCUGUGGCCCAGGACCAAGUACAUCGACGUCAUCGUGACGGGGUCGAUGGCUCAGUACAUCCCGCUGCUGGAGUUUUACGGCGACGGCCUGCCGCUGGUGUCGACGAUGUACGCGUCGUCGGAGUCCUACUUCGGGAUCAACCUCCGGCCGCUGGACCGGCCGGAGGACGUGGCGUACACGUUGCUGCCGAACAUGUGCUACUAUGAGUUCAUCAAGGUGGAGAAGGACGGCGAAGAGGUCCGGGAGGGGAAGGUGGUGGACCUCGUCGACGUUGAGGUCGGCGGCUACUAUGAGCUCGUCGUCACCACGUUCACAGGUCUGUACCGGUACCGCGUGGGCGACAUCCUGCAGGUCUCGGGCUUCCACAACGCGGCGCCGCAGUUCCGGUUCGUGCACCGCCGCAACGUCGUGGUCAGCAUCGACACCGAUAAGACCUCCGAGGACGACCUCCUCCGCGCUGUCACGGCCGCCAAGCGCCUCCUGGCGCCGCUCGGCGGCGCCAUCCUCUCUGAGUACACCGCCUACGCGGACACCGCCUCCAUCCCGGGUCACUACGUCCUCUUUUGGGAGCUCACCCCGCCUCCGCUGGCGUCCGACGACGACGAAGCCGCCGCCGUGGCCCGCGUCAUGGCGGCGUGCUGCGCCGCCGUGGAGGCCGGGCUGGACGCAGUGUACCGGCGGUGCCGGAGCCGCGACCGGUCCGUGGGGCCGCUGGAGAUCCGCGUGGUGUCCCCCGGCGCCUUCGACGCGCUCAUGGACCUCUGCGUCUCCCACGGCUCGUCGGUGAACCAGUACAAGACGCCCCGCUGCAUCAAGCACCCCGAUGCCAUCGCCGUCCUGGAGGCCCGCGUCAUCGGGAGGUUCUUCAGCGACGCCGUGCCGCACUGGGAGCCUUUCAAGGUCGACGCCGCUGCCAACCCCGCCGGCGACGCCACCGCCAUCUGAAACAACGCGCGCCGUGGGUACGUACAAGCACGACUGAAUCCACUAAGUAGAUAAUUGUUGAUGUGCAUGUCUGAUCGAUGUGAUGUUCAAGAAGUAGUGUGCUAAUCGUGCGUGUUUACAAUGCUCUAGUGUCGUCCAAUUGCAUUUGAGAUUGAUCAUUUGUUUGUCAAUUGGUCAUUGACGCAUUAGUCAUCAUUUGUUCGUGGAUCGUCGAGACAAGUCAGGGGGCGUUUUAAUUUGCGUGAUCACUUAACUCUCAAUAUUGUGACAUGCUCAUUAGCUCAAUCAUGCAUGCUCCUCGUUGAAGCGAAUUGGUCAUAACACUAGCGAUUGUCGGCUUCUCUCUCGAGGUCGCCGAAGGAGAGUUAUGGAACGGAUCAUCCUCAGACCCGAAAUGAAUGAAAAAUCCAUCAAU